CCAGAUGACUGUAGAUUCAAGGAUGUGGCGUGCCACGAGUGUAAUCGAAAGGGGCACAUCGCGAAAGCAUGCCGCUCUCGCAAGCCAGGAGGAAAAGGGGCCGCGCAGUCAGCGAUGAAGGGACAGUGCAACGCUCUCAAGCACGCGGCGUGCCAAGCCAUGCAUUCGGUGAACCAGGCACAGUGCGACGCUCUCAAGCACGAGACAUGCCACAGUGUCAGCGCUCACAAGCAGCAGGCGAGCCGUGGGUGCAACGCUCCCCAGCGCGAGAGAGAUCCGGUGUGCAACGCUCCCCAGCGCGAGAGAAACCCUGAUUCCAACGCUCCCCAACAGCGCAGCAGUGACCAUCAUCUCCAGACAGGUGGUGGCUGUGCCAAGCUGCAGCUCCGCGACGGCGCAGAGCACGACUGUGUGCCAUCCAAGUGCACAGUGGAGGAGUCGAGCAUCGACACCAGUCAGACUUUUGAUGGUGGAGGUUUGGACUUGUUUGCAAUGGACACAAGUACAGGUGACAUUGUGAAACCAUAUAAUGUGUAUGUGAGUGUCAAUGGUGCUAAAGUGAAAAUGGAGGUUGACACUGGCGCAGCCGUGUCAGUGAUAUCUGAGGGUCUGUACCAGCGCAGGUUUAAGUCAGUGAAACUUAGCCCAGCUAAUUGUGUACUGAAAACCUACAGUCAAGAGUCACUGAAAUUGAUGGGAAAAUUCACAGCAAAGGUGAAAUGUAAGGAUGUGACCAAAAAGCUAGACUUGCUAGUGGUGAAAGGGAAGGGUCCUGCCUUAAUGGGGCGAGACUGGAUUAGCCAGCUACAUCUAGACUGGUCAAAAGUCAACAGAGUUGCUCCUGAAACGGUCGACAGCGUGUGUACCAGACAUGCGGCUGUAUUCAAACCUGGUUUAGGAAAGCUCAAGGGCAUUGAAGCAAAGUUACAAGUAACUGAGAAGGCCGUGCCCAAGUUCUGCAAGCCGAGAAAUGUGCCUUACGCACUUAAAGAAGCUGUGGAGAGAGAAUUGGCAAAAUUAGAAUCUGAGGGGGUUAUUUCGCCAACUAAUUACAGUGAAUGGGCAGCUCCCAUAGUCUGUGUACCCAAAAAGGAUGACAGUGUACGGAUAUGUGGAGACUACAAGGUUACAAUUAAUCCUUGGUUGAACGUGGAACAGUAUCCACUACCCAGAACCCAAGAUUUAUUUGCUAAAUUAGCUGGAGGUCAGCAAUUUACCAAACUUGAUUUAUCACAAGCUUAUCAGCAAGUGCAGUUAGAGGAAAACUCAAGACGUUACCUCACUAUAAACACGCACAAAGGGUUGUACCAUUACAACAGACUACCUUAUGGUGUUGCCAGUGCGCCUGCGAUUUUUCAAAAGAUAAUGGAUCAAGUACUUCAGGGCAUGGAUGGUGUUAUCUGCUAUUUAGAUGACAUAUUAAUCACAGGAAAGGAUGCAGACAGUCACCUAGCUAACUUGGAAGAGGUCCUUAGGAGACUAGAAUCUCACAAUCUCAGAGUAAAACAAGAGAAGUGUGAAUUCAUGAAAAGCAGUGUGUCUUACUUAGGACAUGUCAUUGAUGCACUGGGCAUUCAUCCGAUGAAGGAAAAGACAGAUGCGAUUCAGAGAGCCUCAGUUCCGAAAAAUGUGACUGAGCUCAGGUCGUUUCUAGCACUGCUAAACUACUAUGGGAAGUUCAUUCCUAAUCUGUCUACUUUGAUUCAGCCCAUGACAGUGCUACUGCACAAAGAUGUUGAUUGGCAAUGGUCAGAUACAUGUCAAAAAGCAUUCGAGAGUGCCAAGCAAUCUCUUCAGUCAGACAAGUUGCUAGUACACUACGACCCUGAUUUACCGCUAAUAUUAGCAUGCGAUGCUUCUCCGUAUGGAGUUGGUGCUGUAAUCAGUCACCAAAUGAAAGAUGGAAGCGAGAGACCGAUCGCCUUCGCUUCAAGGAUGUUGACAAAAACAGAACAAAACUAUUCACAAAUAGAGAAGGAGGCUCUUGGUUUAGUUUUUGGCGUUAUGAAGUUCCAUGAAUACCUUUACGGUAGGAAAUUUCUGUUAUUGACAGAUCAUAAGCCUUUACUAAAAAUCUUAGGACCAAAAACUGGAGUUCCUACUCUAGCCGCAGCGAGGAUGCAAAGGUGGGCUCUAAUCUUAGCCGCAUAUACCUAUGAAAUCCAAUACAAGAGAUCAGAGCAGCAUAGCAAUGCGGAUGCGUUGUCUAGGUUACCUGUGAAACCAAGCGUGAAUGUUGCAUCUAAUCCAGUGUACAGAGUUGCAUAUCUUGAAGAUUUGCCCGUCACAGCUAGAGAAAUAGCUAAAGAGACCGAUAAAGACCCUGUGCUGAAGGUAGUUAAGCAACUGGUGUUGACAGGAUGGCCUAAGCACAUACAGGAUGAAACACUGAAGCCUUAUUUUCAGAGAAAGUAUGAGCUCACUGUUGAGGAUGAUUGUCUAUUGUGGGGAUUACGGGUGGUAGUUCCAGAGAAAUUGAAGGAUAGACUAAUGUCUGAGCUUCAUGAACAUCACUGGGGGAUAGUUAAAAUGAAAUCCCUUGCCAGAAGUCUCUUCUGGUGGCCCACAUUAGAUGAGUGCAUUGAACAAGAAGCGAGUAAAUGUAGUGUGUGUCUGCAACAGCGUAGCAUGCCUGCCACUACACGUGUACACACUUGGAAAUGGUCUUCUAGUCCAUGGGAGAGAAUACACCUUGAUUUUGCAGAGGACCACAAGCAGAUGUUCUUAGUAGUAAUGGAUGCUUAUGCUAGAUGGCCUGAGAUCAUUCCCAUGCAUACUACUACAUCAACGAAAACAAUUGAGGCACUGAGAACCUUGUUUUCAUCUUAUGGUUUACCAAAAGAAGUGGUGACAGACAACGGGCCCCAGUAUGUGUCGCAAGAAUUUGAGUCUUUUCUUGCUAAGAAUGGAGUGAAACACAUUACUUCACCUGCAUAUCACCCUGCAAGUAACGGUUUAGCUGAGAGAUUAGUGCAGAAUCUUAAGAAAUCACUUGCAAAGAACAGAGCAAUCGGUGGUAUGACACUGGAGCAUUGUGUAGCUAAUUUUGUGUUUGGUUACAGAAACACACCCCACACAACCACAGGCAAGACGCCAUCUGAGCUGUUUCUAAGGAGACAGGUGCGAACCAGGUUAUCUCUCAUUAAACCUGAGUUUUCCCAAAGAAUGCAAACUGAAACUGAACCAAACCUUCCUCGUGUUAGGUCUUUUACUGUUGGUCAGCAGGUCUUGGUAAAGAAUUACAGGGGAGGGGAGAAAUGGUUGAAUGGUGUCAUACGUGAAGUGUUGGGUCCUGUGACUUACAAUGUUGAAGUGAAUGGAAAAAUUGUGAAAAGACAUGUAAACCAAAUGUUGAGCACUAAGGCAAACCCUGCUCAGUUGACACAAGAGGAUUCUUGUGCAGCUUUGGACUUUGAGGAGUCCGAUACAGAGACUGACAUGGAACAGCCUAUGCCAGUGGCUGUGGAAGCGCAACCCACAGUACCUUCACCAGCGCCAGUGGUGGAGCGCCGUACGCGUCCUGUGAGAAACAGGCGUCCUCCUGACAGACUGAACUUAUAACUGGACAUGUUGAGUUGAAAAGAAGAAAAAGAUGUGAAAAAGUGGAAAAGAAAAUGUACUGAAUGUGUACUGAUGUUUUCAUGUUUGUUAUGAGUUCAAGCACUAAUGUACCUUGUUAAGGAUAUAAAAGAAAUGAGGUAUUGAAAAGUAAUAGAAGAAGAGGUUAUGAUUUACAGGGGAGGAACUGUGGUGUUCCAACACCAGGAAUAUUAUUUUGUGAUGUACUCUUAUUUUGGUACUGGUGAACAAUGUAUUCUUAUUGGCUGUUCUGGGUGGUACAAAAGGUACUGCGCCUCUAGGCGCUCCCUCUCUCCUGCACCUGCCGUGUUAGGUAGUGCACCGAUGUACAGUGGCUAUGGUUAUCAAUAAACCCAGUAAGUGUUAUCUUGCAUAUCCGCCUUCGUGUUCUUCCAGUUGUCUGCUUAAGCAUUAAUUAACUACGUGUGUAGCAAUACACCACAGUGAUAUUAAUAUUUCGUGGCAAAAAAUAUUAUUUUUACUGUACAUUCUUGUGUUUUUCAUCUGAAAGUCUUGAAGAGUUGUGGUGAGGGUAUGGUAAGACAAGUCUAUGUCCAUGGCACUACUGUACAGUAGAGUAAUGGUUCUCGACCUUUUCGAAUAAAUGCCCCCUUGACCACGUCAUAAGCCUUCCACCCCGCCCUUGCAAAGAACACUAUGUAUUAAUUCCUUAAUUCUUUAAUUUCCCUCAGGAUUAAUAAAUUAUACUCUCUAAUCUACUAAUGUCAUAGUCUCACAGAGACACCAAGUGGUGAAAAAGCAGAAUGACGUUCCAGGCCUUGACUACACGUAUGUGUGGAUAUGUAUAAAAAGUGCUUAAAAAAAUCUGUUUACAUACAAACAUGGCAUGUGAAUA
This is a messenger RNA of Engraulis encrasicolus (European anchovy), 4435 nucleotides long. RefSeq lists its product as uncharacterized. Bases 115 to 3561 code for a protein of 1148 amino acids. Gene Ontology annotation, molecular function: nucleic acid binding. Gene Ontology annotation, biological process: DNA integration. The transcript has a single exon. The record is from RefSeq and is a predicted model, not a curated record. NCBI's taxonomy places the organism in Eukaryota, Metazoa, Chordata, Actinopteri, Clupeiformes, Engraulidae.